Molecule: messenger RNA, 1425 nt
Organism: Aspergillus niger
Lineage: Eukaryota; Fungi; Ascomycota; Eurotiomycetes; Eurotiales; Aspergillaceae
Exons: 12
Coding region: 1-1425 (474 amino acids)
Source: RefSeq, a predicted model, not a curated record
AUGAAGGCCUAUGUGGAUAUUCUGGGUCAUGAUAGACCCGGUGUCACACAGGCGGAGGUUUCUCAGAAUAAUAGUCAGCCUAUCAGAGCCGUCAAUCAUGGCAGGGGUUACACGGGAGCUGCAGCAGAAAAUGGCUGCUCUCUUCGUGUGCCUGCGUCGAGAGUAGCAAAUGGAGGCCCGAUUGACUCAUUAGGAAGACACAUGAUCCCCGUAGCAGCCACUACAGGCAUCACGGCCACAGCCACGCAGAACCUCAACGGCGAGAGGGAAAAGAACUAUAUAAAGGAAGGCAGACACAUGUUGAAGGUACCUCGACUGGUUGCUUUCAUUUGGGGCUUCCCAAGAGCUUGUCUGUGGCUAUGCUUGAUCCCCUAUCUGGAAGGCUUAAACGAUAAGAUUGCUUUUACCUCGGUUGAUACCGUUGCGAAAACUGUAGACAGGCUGUCUGGUUUGGCAAUAUUUGCACCUAGAAUUCCGGAUGCUAAGCUGCGACAUUAUUUUAACCUACUGUCCGAGGGCACUGCCCCACCAACCAAUUUAAUUUCCGCACAUCUUCUGGGGUGCGGUUCCGCGGAUCACUGGGCUACCCGAGCUAAGUAUGAUCCACUCUCGGGGCAUCGGCCGCAAGGGGAUCUUUGUAAAGUGUACGGAGUAGCGAAAGCGAUCAAGCAUCCCAUUAUCUUCGCAUUCGACCGGAUUCGGUUACCAUACGAUCAUACAUGUCCGGGAUCUCUGCAUUUCCGACCGAAUGCCAGUCCUCCCUUCCUUCUUCUCUUCCGACCCCGUGUGUCUGACUGUGUGCCUGGGUCAACGUACAUGCUGGACCUUAAAGAACCUACUAGUACUAUUCAGGCCUUUCGUCGGAAAAGUAUGGGUUGGGAAGCUGCUCCUACAGUCAUGUCAAUCAACGGGGGCGGGGCAGUGAGGAUAGUCGUCAGAGAGGACCCCAGGCGUAGGAUUCAGAAUCCCUGGAGACUAGCUGCAUCGUGGCGUCUUCAUGACAGAUUUAGUCGAAUCCCCCCAUCCACACUUAGGCUUUUCCUUCCAAUCCCUUACCUCUCUGGGGGGACAGGGAGUGGGGGAGGGGCAAUCCGACUAAUUCUCCGCCUCGACAGGGGAUUGGAGAUGUGCGGUUUAAGGAUCUACAUUACGACUUCCGCUAGUGGUGGCGGUGGCUUGGCUGUGUGUAUGUGCCAGCGGCGAUAUGAAGGGUGGCCGGUGCGGCCGGGAGUUACAGUCGCCGAUCCCGUUAGACAUGCACGUGGACCAGCCCCGACCGGAAGUGCAUCUUUUGGGAACACUUGCCAUAAGAUCUGUCCCACACUCGGCGCUCAUCUACUCAACGGCGUCGUGAAACGUAUAGAUAAGGGUGCGGUACCGACUCUGGAGACAGUGACAAAGGAAAGGUAUCGCUACAAGGACUGA